UUCGUCUUCCUUCUGAUCGAAACCUAUACAUCCAGUGUAAACGACUGGUUUGCUAGAAUGGAACCGAAGGCUAACCGAGUUGGUAGCAUCCAAGGUCAUGACACCACAUCUGCUUCGAUCCGAAUCAAAGGGGAUAGCGUUCGAUCAGAACAAGAUCAUGCUUGUUUCAAACCUUCCUGUGAGCACCUCCUUUCUUUUUGUCAUCUAUACUAUCUCGCGCUUCUAUUUUCUUCGUCAUAAUAUUUUUCUUCACGUUCGCCCUGUUUCUGUUCGCCGUUCCUCUUGCCCAUUACUCUUCUAAAUGAUGGAAUGCAGGUUCGAAGUAACACUCAGCUUAGACAAGCUCGGU
Molecule: messenger RNA, 349 nt
Organism: Aspergillus vadensis CBS 113365
Lineage: Eukaryota; Fungi; Ascomycota; Eurotiomycetes; Eurotiales; Aspergillaceae
Exons: 1
Coding region: 98-301 (67 amino acids)
Source: RefSeq, a predicted model, not a curated record